CGCUGCUCGCCUCCGCCUGUGUGACAGCGCGUGCGCGCUUGUGUGUGUGUGUAAACUGGUGGGAGAGGAGAAGAGGACCAGUGAGGCGGAGAGAGAGAGAGAGAGAGAGAGGAGGCAAGUGCAGGAGGAGGCGGAAGCUCGGCGCUGAAACGGGUCUCCACGUCAAUAAACAGCACGCAGCGGAUCAGGACUGCUGUGGCGUUGCGGUGGAAACAGAUUGAAGAAAACCACAGAGGAAGAAGCAGACAGCAAUCCAGGGCAGAAGAGGAGUUAGUCUGUUGUGCACGUGCCCUCAGACAUUGUGCCUGAGCAGCAGAGAGGCGGGGCUUCGUCGUAUUUGAGGGCAGACCGUUGUGACACAGCGAUGAUGGAAAACAGGAGGAUGGAGGCAGUGCUGCUGGUGUUGAUUCUGGGACAGCUUGCCACUGCGCUGGAGGUCCCAUUAGACCUGCCGCAGCCUCCGACAAUAACCCAACAGUCCCCAAAGGACCACAUCAUCGACCCGAGAGAGAAUAUUAGGAUUCACUGUGAAGCGAAAGGAAACCCUCAUCCCAGUUUUUCCUGGACAAAAGAUGGAAUCCACUUCGACACUGACAGUGACUCCAGUGUCACCAUGAAGCAAAACCAUGGGACUCUGGAGGUGGACAUCAGCAGAGCCAGGGCAGAAAACUAUGAGGGGGUGUACCAGUGCACGGCGAGGAACAGCCAUGGAACAGCUGUUUCCAACAACAUCGUUGUGAGACAGUCCAGAUCCCCCUUGUGGUCAAAGGACAAAAUAAGGCCAAUGGUGGUCCAGGAAGGCGUUUCCUUGGUGUUGCCGUGUCGACCUCCUGCAGGCCUUCCUCCUCCCAUCAUAUUCUGGAUGGAUAACAAUUUUCAGAAGCUGCCUCAGAGCAAGAGGGUGUCCCAGUCCCUAAACGGUGACCUGUACUUCUCCAAUGUCCUCCGAGAGGACACCAGGAAUGAUUACAUCUGCUACGCUCGCUUCACACACACACAAACCAUCCAGCAGAAACAGCCCAUCACCGUCAAGGUCCUCAACCUGGAUGCAAUCAAUGACACAAUGGCAGCUUUUUACAAUGACACAGAUUUAUUUAGUGAGGCCCCAGCGGAUGACAGGAAGCCAACCUUCCUCACCCCAUCUGGCCCCUCGAGCUCCAUGAUGGUGCUGAGAGGACACACACUGGAGAUGGAGUGUAUCGCUGAAGGGCUUCCAACCCCUGACAUAUCCUGGACCAAAGUCAGCGGAGAUCUUCCAGAACAGCGAGUAUCCUUCCAACACUUUAACAAGACCCUCCUGAUUAAGACUGUGUCUGAGUCCGAUGCGGGAGAGUACCGCUGCACAGCCAGGAACCCGCUUGGCUCCGUGCAUCAUACCAUCAGUGUCACAGUCAAAGCUGCCCCUUAUUGGAUCAUUGGCCCUCCAAAGAACCUUGUACUGGCUCCAGGAGAGGAUGGAGUUCUGACCUGCAGGGCCAGCGGUAUACCCAAACCCACCAUCACCUGGGCCAUGAAUGGCAUCCCCAUAGAGAAUUCACCUGAAGAUUUAAGCAGAAAAGUGGAGGACGACAUGAUUAUCUUCACUGGUGUCCAAACUGGAUCCAGUGCUGUGUACCAGUGUAACAUCUCCAACCAGUAUGGAUACCUUCUGUCCAAUGCCUUCGUCAAUGUCCUCUCGGAGUCACCCAGAGUGCUGACACCAUUCAACAAAAUCUACCAGGUCAUCAAAAAUCACCAAGCCCUGCUGGACUGCUCUUCCUUUGGAUCGCCCAUUCCCAAAAUUAAAUGGUUCAAAGACGCUAGCUCCAGUACCCUGGAUGGAGAUCCUUACAUCCUCCACAGCAAUGGCACAUUAGAGAUCCCUGUCGCUCAAGCCCAGAACAGUGGAAAGUACAUCUGUGUAGCCAGCAACUUCAUCAGUAACUCAGAGAAUCAUGUCCACCUGGAGGUCAAAGAACCAACUCGGAUCCUAAAGCAGCCGGAGCACAGAACAGUCCAGAGAGGCAGGUCGGUGGUGUUUGAGUGCACCGUAAAACAUGACCCGUCACUCAUUCCCACCAUGACCUGGCUCAAAGAUGAUGGAGAGCUUCCUGAUGAUGAGAGGUUUAUUGUAGAAUCUGACAGACUCACCAUUACUGAUGUGACGGAAGCGGAUGCAGGGAUGUACACCUGCAUCAUGAACACCACUCUGGACCACGACUCAGCCACCUCUAAGCUAACUGUUGUUGAGGCCAUACCAGAAAAACCCGACCCACCAACUGACCUGGAGUUGACAGACCAGAAGAAAAGAAGCGUUCAGCUCACUUGGACCCCUGGAGAUGAACAUAACAGUCCCAUUCAACAAUUCCUGAUCGAGUACCAAGACUCGCUGCACCAUCGAGGCCACUGGCAUAACCUGACAAGUGUUCCUGGAACCGAAACAACAGCUCAUCUGAAACUUUCCCCCUACGUUCACUACAACUUCAGAGUGUUAGCUCUUAACUCUGUCGGUUACAGCCACCCAAGCCACCCAUCCCGAAUGUACAAGACGGAUCCUGCAGCUCCAGAUGAGAACCCGUCAGAUGUGCAUGGAUUUGGAACAGAGCAUGACAACCUUGUAAUUUCCUGGAAGCCUCUCUCUAGUCUCCAGUCUAAUGGUCCGGGCCUUCACUAUGAAGUAAGCUGGAGGCAGAAGAGACCAGGCAUGGAGUGGACCACAGAGACCGUAGCCAACAAUUCCAAGUACAUUGUAUCUGGAACACCCACAUUUGUUCCAUAUGAAAUAAAAGUUAAGGCUGUCAACAACUACGGGGCAGGACCUGAGCCCACUGUUGUCGUCGGCUUCUCAGGAGAAGACUUGCCCAAAGCAGUUCCAGAAAACGUCCGGGCUGUAGUUAUAAAUAGCACUCUGGCACGAGUACACUGGGAUCCUGUACCUCCCCAUUCAGUACGAGGACAUCUCAAAGGAUACAAGGUAUAUUACUGGAGAGAGCACAGCCUCCACAAACACCACCCUGAUCACACGGAAAAGGACAUCCUGACCUUCAGUGGAAACCACACUCAUGGCAUGCUGCCUGGUCUGCACCCCUUCAGUGCCUACUUUUUUGAGAUAAAGGCGUAUAACAGCAAAGGAGAGGGUCCCCCGAGCCCGAAAGGGCGCUUUAAGACACCAGAGGGAGUGCCUGGCCCUCCCGCCUCUCUGGUUGUUACCAACCAAAGCCAUGAAGCUUUAACCCUUGAAUGGAGUCCUCCUAUUGAACACAACGGACACAUCACUGGUUACACCCUUAAAUAUCAGCCAGUCAAUAACUCCAAUGAACUGGGCCCAGAGGAGGAGAUGGCCCUGCCCGCCAAUGAGACCUCAGUCACUUUGCACAACCUCAAGUACAGCAAACGCUACAAGUUUGUUUUGAAUGCAAAAACAAACAGAGGAGCAGGUCCAACCAUUUCCCAGGAAGCUUUCACCAUCAUGGAUGAAGGCAACACCCAAACCUCUCGCCCUAUUGCACAGUCUCCUCAUCAUCGCCCGAUCCACAAGGCACGGCCUGCGGGUCCUUUUGCAAACGUUAGCUCGUCGCUCGAAGAUGACGGGGCCCUGAUCAGUUGGGAGUACUGGGGCCCAGAGAAAAACGUUUACGUAGAGUACAUAGUAAACAACAGUGAAGGUGAAGAGGAGUGGCAGAAAGAGCUUGUGAAUGGCUCUCAGAACGUUAAGCUGAAAGGGUUAAAGGUCGGCCUCUCCUAUAGGGUGCGAGUUGUGGCCAAGGGUCACCACGACCAGCCACUCCACUCCGAGGAGCUUUUUGUCACGCUCCCAGCUGUGGCUAGCAGACAGGUGGACAUCGCCACUCAAGGAUGGUUUAUUGGCCUCAUGUGCGCCAUCGCCCUGCUCAUCCUUAUUCUUCUCAUCAUCUGUUUCAUUCAGAGGAAUAAAGGAGGAAAAUACCCCGUGAAAGAAAAAGAAGACGCUCACACAGACCCUGAGUUCCAGCCAAUGAAAGACGAUGACUGUACUUUUGUGGAAUACAGUGACAAUGAGGACCACAAACCAUUAAAAGGGAGCCGCACACCUUCUAACGGGACAGUUAAGAGAGACGACAGUGACGACAGUUUAGUUGACUACGGUGAAGGAGGAGAUGGACAGUUCAACGAAGACGGCUCCUUUAUUGGCCAGUAUAGUGGGAAGAGUUCCUGCAGGGACAAUACCGAGGGCCCUGAGAGCUCAGAGGCCCCGUCUCCCAUAAACGCCAUGAACUCCUUGAACUCUUUUGUGUAGCUAUUCAACACUAACACCCCAGCAUGGUGUGCUGCACAAAUUGCCUGCAUCCCCGUCGUUUAGAGAGCUCCCUCCACGCUGCAUGGCUUUAUGAUCAUGCAUCAUAAUAUUUAUAAUUUUACUCGGAAAUCUUUUAAAGAAACAUUUGUAAACCAUUGAUGGACUUCGCAGAAUGUAGAGGGAAAGCUGUUGAUUUUAAAGAAUACAUACAAACAUGUUAUUUCACGAAGGCUGUUAACACUUUGAUAUUAACAAGUGAUGCAUUCACAUGCACAGCACACAGCUUUACUGGAUUAUACCUGUCUAUGUUAUCGGUUAUAACAUUACCUGCUAUGCUGAAAGAGAGUUAAAUGUCUACGACAGAGGCCUGUUACUCCAUUUUUGUCUCUGACAGAAACUGUAAUAGUCACACGUCGGCAUGAACAUAUUUAUACAAUUCCAUUAUGCAUUCACAGCCCACAAGGCAGAUCAUCCACUGUGUACAUGGAAAUGAGUUUGGGGAGCAGCGCUUACACACACACACACACACACACACACACACACACACACACACACACACACACACACACACACACACACACACACACACACACACUCCGCUUUACAUUCCUGCACAGACACGUCUCCAGUUUUUGUUCCUGCAAAAAUAGAAACCGACACGCAACAUUGCACGUCCGUCUUAUGAAUGGUACUUUUCCUUCCCCUGCACGGAAUCGUUUAUUUUUUAGCUCCAUCUGAAGGCCAGAAGGGAAUGCUGAGGGUGCAGUAGUCCGCCACAAUUGCAGCAGUGCUCCUUCAGCAGGCUGUGCCUUUUUUAAAAAAAAAAAAAACAGCAAUUCUGUUUCAAAGACUCUUUUCUUCAAGUUCACCGACUUGAAUGGAGACACUAAUGGGACUGCAGAUGUCAAAUACAAGAACGAAUAAGAUCAAUUGAAGACAUUUUGGAUGGAGAACCAUCUCUGAAUUAUCUGUUAAGUUUUAAACAAUCCCAGUCAGUCCGCUAAAAACAAUUAUUUAAGCUACUUAUGGUGCAUUAGGAAAGUCAUUGAUUGUAUUUCUGCAGGGUGUUGGUCUGCUCACACACACACACACACACACACACACACACACACACACACACACACACACACACACACACACACACACACACACACACACACACACACACACACACGAGUGUGUACCAGACGUUCAGUUUCUAUCCAAGCUGUUACUUUGUACUAACCAACCUUGAGGGCCUUUUGGAUGGGGUCAAGAUUUCCUUGCUUUUUUCUUUAACUUGCAUCAAGUUUUAUUUUUUUAAGAUGUGUAGAAUAUUUGUUGGAUUUGUAAAUAUUUUUAUUGAUUGUACAGGGGCAAGCAUCUAUGGCAGCCAAUGAGUGGCAACUUUGUGCUUGGUUUGGUUUCAGUUGUUUAUAGGACUGUAAGUAAAUGUAGACGCCUGUAGAAAAUAUAUUCAUGAUGGUAAUUGUUUUCUUUUGUGUUGCUGUGCUAAUUGUAUAUUGCUAUGUAACUAACCAGAUGACAAUUUUAUCAUAAUUUAUUAUGUUUUUCUGGUUUAAACAACGCCGUCAUGCACAGACAUAUAUUCUGAUUUUAUAUGAGAUUUUAUUCAUUUCCAGUGUAUGAUUUAACAUUUUAUUUCCUGACAUUACAGCAAAUGAGUUUUUUCCAGGGAACAGAUUUGUAUUAACAGAUACGUUUUUCUCUUUUUCAGUUUUGAGUCAUUUUAGUGAAAGUACGAAAUUUGGGCUGCAGGACGUAUAACAGAAAAAUAAAUGAUAAUCUGCUGUCA
Nothobranchius furzeri (turquoise killifish) is the source of this 6050-nucleotide messenger RNA. Its product is annotated as neuronal cell adhesion molecule. Gene Ontology annotation, cellular component: plasma membrane; axon. Gene Ontology annotation, biological process: cell-cell adhesion; axon guidance; brain development. The record is from RefSeq and is a predicted model, not a curated record. Gene Ontology annotation, molecular function: cell-cell adhesion mediator activity. NCBI's taxonomy places the organism in Eukaryota, Metazoa, Chordata, Actinopteri, Cyprinodontiformes, Nothobranchiidae.